Molecule: messenger RNA, 1095 nt
Organism: Chanos chanos (milkfish)
Lineage: Eukaryota; Metazoa; Chordata; Actinopteri; Gonorynchiformes; Chanidae
Gene: tusc2a
Product: tumor suppressor 2, mitochondrial calcium regulator a
Exons: 4
Coding region: 201-536 (111 amino acids)
Biological process (GO): regulation of mitochondrial membrane potential; inflammatory response
Cellular component (GO): mitochondrion
Source: RefSeq, a predicted model, not a curated record
CUCGGUGGUUUGUUUUGGUAGCUGCUGCAUUUGUUAGCAUUGUAAACAGUAAAGAGACGCGUCUUAAUGCAAGAGAUCCUCAUGAACCACGAACCAGAGGAAUGAAGACAUGAAGCUGGCCUGUACAAAAGCACGCUGACCGCUCUCCAGGCCGCCUGCCUUCUCGCAAACAAACACACAGUAAUGCCCUGUCUGUAAGGAUGGGCGGCAGCGGGUCCAAGUCUAAGGGUGUCUGGCCUUUCUCCGGGUCAGGUGCCGGAGUGGAUGGAGGCGGCGAGGGGAACGAGCAGUCCCUGGCCCGACUCAGAGGUUCCAAAAACGCCACACCAUUUGUCUUCACCAGGAGGAGUUCCCUGUAUUAUGACGAGGACGGUGACCUGGCCCACGAGUUCUACGAGGAGACAGUGGUGACGAAAAACGGCCGGAAGAAGGCCAAGCUGAAGAGGAUACAGAGGAACCUCAUACCUCAGGGCAUUGUUAAGCUGGACCAUCCUCGAAUCCACGUUGAUUUUCCCGUCAUAAUUUGCGAGAUUUAGAUCACUCACACCCAGUGCACCCUGGGAGAUGUCACUUGAUGCCACCCCCACCCCCACCCCACCCCAAAACGACCCCGGUUGCGACUGCCCUCUGUUAUCCCUUUCACAUCCUCGCAGCCGACUCCAGACAUCGUGAUCACCUGUAGUAGUCUCCAGAGAGGAUGUACUGCAGCGCCCCGUGUGGCCGGGAGGACUAAAUGUGCUUUAGGAGGCUUUGCUGAAAGGCUGCCCCCCCCCCCCAUGCUGAAAAAACAGAAACACAAAGUGGAUCAACUGAUUUAUGCUUCAGUGUAAAACUAUAGAUAUUAGAUUAAAGUUCUCUUGCCUGUGAUGUACAGAGACACAUGCGUGUGUGCGUGUGUGUGUGUUUGAAAGGAAGAGAGAAGAGAUUGCCUGUCUGUCUCAGUAUGUGUGUGUGUGUGUGUUAUGCAGCUUGCCCAUGUUUUUGGAUUACAUGAAGGUGUGUGUGUGUGUGUGUGUGUGUGUGUGCGCACGUGUGUUUGAGUGGAGCCCAAAUAUGCACUAGUGACACUGUAUUUUCAUGUAAGUAAUCAGAGUU